AAAAUCCAGAUGGGGUGCAGGUGCUGCAAAAUGAUACAAAGCUUUAUUUUUCAUCCAGAAGAAGUACAAUCGCCUGCAUGCGUUCAUGAAGUAAACAGCUACGAACACAAUGAGCAAGGCAGCAAUAAAUCCAAAUUCAAAGAGGAUAGUGAAAUUCAAGAACACAAAAAUGAGCUCCAGAAGGAUAAGCCAAACAGAACAGAAAAUAAAACCCAGGUAAGUAGCACAAAAGAAACCCUCUGGAACCACGGAGACAAUGAUUUUCAAGAGGAUGGCCUUGUGAAGUGUGUUGCAAAGCUUGAUGUUGCAGUCAAUGGUGGCAACUCCUGCACUGGAGUGCACCCCAUGCUCAAUCCCAACACAAACCCAGUGAAAGAAGCCAGUGAACAGGGAUUCUCCAGCCAGUCAGCAGAGUCUCCUUCAGCCAGCAAUAGAGACUUGUACACCAAAUUAAAUAGGUCCGGCCAAGAACUUGACCUAGAGGCAGGCUGUCAGAGGAAGGCAGCCUGCAAUGAGCCAAACAGUAUUCAAGAUGGGAACUCCCGGUCUGCAGACAAUAGCUUCUUUCUCAAAGGAAGUGCAAUACUGAAAACACAAAACAAUGCCAUACAACUGCCAGAUAUUGAUUAUCCCAAAAAUGGCAAUCAAACCAGGAACUAUGUUGAAAAAGCUAGCUUUUCAGUCAACUGUGUACAUCCAGACCAAAACACUGGGCCUUCAGCAAUACAGGACCAGGACCUUUGUGUAACCCCACCUUCACUUAUGAAGGAAAGCAGUACUGAACCUUUUAAAACUGACUCCGCAAGUUUGAGUGAGGGCAUUCCUGGUGGUAUCACUGCCAUGGCUGUUACCAAAGUAGCACAGGUACCCACAUGCCCUGACCAUGAAGACAUCAAUGGAGAAAUUGAGGAGGAAGAUGCGGAAGUAGCAGCAGCUCUGGCUGCACUGGAAGCUGCAACUGCAGGGGAAGACUUGGAAGAUGACGAUGAGUACUAG
Aptenodytes forsteri (emperor penguin) is the source of this 996-nucleotide messenger RNA. It is a transcript of the gene PGCKA1, whose product is annotated as chromosome unknown C4orf19 homolog. The coding region runs from base 10 to 996 and encodes 328 amino acids. The transcript is spliced from 2 exons. Lineage: Eukaryota; Metazoa; Chordata; Aves; Sphenisciformes; Spheniscidae. The record is from RefSeq and is a predicted model, not a curated record.